Molecule: messenger RNA, 1221 nt
Organism: Labeo rohita (rohu)
Lineage: Eukaryota; Metazoa; Chordata; Actinopteri; Cypriniformes; Cyprinidae
Gene: tnfaip8l2a
Product: tumor necrosis factor, alpha-induced protein 8-like 2a
Exons: 2
Coding region: 140-700 (186 amino acids)
Biological process (GO): regulation of apoptotic process
Cellular component (GO): cytoplasm
Source: RefSeq, a predicted model, not a curated record
GUUUCCUCUCGCAGUUACACAGCGGAAGACGCCACUUCCUCAAAAAGACACAACACACUCCUCGCAAACACCUCCAACUGCGCGACGCAGGUAAACACACUUGCACACGGCUGUACGUCCGUGCUCUGCUGUGAUCGGGAUGGAGGCGUUCAGCUCCAAAGACAUGGCCAUGAAGGCCCAGAAGAAGAUCCUCAGUCACAUGGCCAGCAAGUCGGUGGCUCAAAUGUUCAUAGAUGACAACAGCAGCGAGGUCCUGGACGAGCUCUACCGCGUCUCCAAAGAGCACACGGGGAACCGCAGCGAGGCCCAGAAGGUGGUGAAGAACAUGAUCAAGAUUGCCGUGAAGGUGGGAGUUCUGUUCCGACACGACAAGUUCAGUGCAGACGAGCUGAGUGUGGCGCAGAACUUCAGAAAAAAACUCCACAGCGGAGCCAUGACAGCCAUCAGCUUCCAGGAGGUGGAGUUCACGUUUGAUAAGAACGUCAUGAUGGAGCUGCUGGCCGAGUGUCGUGAUUUACUGCUGAAGCUGGUGGAGAAGCACCUGACGCCCAAAUCUCUGGAUCGCAUCAGACACGUGUUCAACCAUUACUCGGACCCGGAGCUCCUCACGCACCUGUACGACCCGCAGGGGACGCUGUGGCCGAACCUCACCAAGAUCUGCGGCGGCCUGAACCGCAUGAUCGAAGAGGGCAAACUCUGAACGCACAGAGACGCGCUGGACUGAAAGACUGGACAUUAGAGCUCCUGUACCUGUGAUCACAGAGACACUGAGCUCAGGGACGCAGCCUGAAUGCAUCCCCCAUGUCUGAUUGGACGAUUCUCACUAAACACCUCAAGAACGUGCAGCUCAUAUUUCAUACUUAAGGCAAAAUCAGAAGGAAGAUUUAAAGGGGCAGUCCACCCAGAAAUCACCUCAAGUCACUGAACGGCUGAUUUUGGGCGUUCUAUUGCUUUAAAAAAUUUGUUUUGCAUAAAGAAAUGUAAUCAAUUUUAAACUGAUUGUUUUUGCAUUUUAACACCCAUAAAUAUUAGCAAAUAUUUAUGCAAACAGAACUUAUGCAACACUGGAUUUUAUGUACAGUUCUACGGUAUUUACCAGUAAAAUAAUUCACCAGUGUUUUCAUGUUUCAGUCUUUUGUUUAAAAGCAGCAGUAUUACAGUCAAGAACAGAAUGGAGCAUCUGAAUGGUUUAUUAAUAAAGUGUUGUUUAAUUUUAUUUUA